Molecule: messenger RNA, 3446 nt
Organism: Hyla sarda
Lineage: Eukaryota; Metazoa; Chordata; Amphibia; Anura; Hylidae
Gene: ITPKB
Product: inositol-trisphosphate 3-kinase B
Exons: 8
Coding region: 805-2934 (709 amino acids)
Biological process (GO): inositol phosphate biosynthetic process
Cellular component (GO): cytoplasm; nucleus
Molecular function (GO): inositol-1,4,5-trisphosphate 3-kinase activity; inositol tetrakisphosphate kinase activity
Source: RefSeq, a predicted model, not a curated record
AUUCUCUCCUUAUACACAGGACUCUUGUGUCCUCCUCUCCAUCCCAGUAUUUCUUAUACCCCUCUAUAAGAGUAUCUGGAGUAUAUACAGGGGCCCCCGGGGCAGCCAUCCCUGUAAUCCUCUAUUCUCUCCUUAUACACAGGACUGUUGUAUCCUCCUCUCCAUCCCUGUAUUCCUCUAUUCUCUCCUUAUACACAGGACUGUUGUGUCCUCCUCUCCAUCCCUGUAAUCCUCUAUUCUCUCCUUAUACACAGGACUCUUGUGUCCUCCUCUCCAUCCCCGCGAUUGGAUGGCGGAGCAGAGAAAAGCGCUGUGCGUCUGCGGCGGUGGCGAGAGCUGCAGUCAGGGCGCAGUGUGUCUGACAAUGGAAACUUUCUCAGUUCCCCCAGCACAAGGAAGCUUGUAGAGCUCGGCCCCAGACAAACUACACAACUUCCUUCCUGCUACAAACACAGAACAAACACAGCAGGGAGGCACAAAGAGACGAGCGAGCGGCUGAUCUGCACAUCAUGGACCCCCGGGCUGGAAUCUGACCCCAGAACAGGAUUCUUACAGAAGAAAAGGAGUCGGCGACCAAGGAGGAAGGGACCGAGGAGACGGGGACCAGGGGCUAAGUCCUGGAGUCGCCUCUGGCACAGCUGAUUUGUUUAUGGAGGUCUGGGCAGACGCCCGGCUCAGUCGUCAUCUACUCAACUCUUCAAGCAAUGUUCCUACUGUGGACCAGAAGACGCCUUCAGAACCUGUGUGUGUGAGCCGCUGGUGCCCAGCUCGCUCGGUGUCUGCAGCUCCUCUCCUCACAGGACUAUGGCUAUGUACUGCUAUGCCUUGAAUAGCUUGGUCAUGAUGAAUAACAACAGUGUGACGAAGACGAGCCAGAGACCAGUGCUGCCUGUACCAGAGAGACGGAGCACCUACUGUCCACUGUUGGUCCGAUCGCCACUGCCUCUCCAUAGUCCCGGAACCAGCGCCGGUAACUCUCCGAAAAACAACACCACCUCCUUCAUCUUUCCCGAGUCAGGAGAACGAUCCACAUCGAGAAGUCGUAGUCCUAGUUUUAACGGCAAAGAAGACUAUUCUCCAAGGCUUGCAAGAGUUAGGUGUCCCUCACCUUUACGACUUCAUGGCGGGAAUGUGGGGGAAGCUGUUUCUGUGAUAGAUUCACGAUCGGGGUCUUUGUUGGGGUUGGGGCAGAGCAAUGGAUCAGGAAUGGGUCAUGGGGAAUUUGAGGAGAAGAGACGUUUUGCUCAGAUACAACGGGAACUCCAAAAUGUCCAGGUCAAUCAAGUUGUGGGACUCUUCGAAGCCCAUAUUCAAGCCCAAAACUGCCCAGUUUCUCCACUGCUUAGAAGUCCUCGUCUGGGUAGCAGGUCCCCAUCACCUCUACGGUUUAGUAAGAGGGAGGAUAGUGUGUUUAGUUUUGGUUAUGACAGGGGACACAAAUCAUCUUGCUCCAGUUUGGAAGGAACAUCUACCCCUACAUCACCUAUAUCACCAAUGAUGGUUUCAGGAACGCCAUCCAUAGUCCCAAUAUCUCCAUCAGUAGUCCCAGAAUCAUCAUCAAAGGUUCUUGGAACUCAAUCAGUGGCCCCAGUUUCACCAUCGGUGGUUCCAUUAUCACCAUCUGUGGACGCUUAUAGAACUUGCGUUAGAACCAACCCUGAGCAAAACCUUAACACCUCCUUAGAAGACCCAAGCAAGACUAUCCCACUUAGGAUUACUUCUCCAGGACCUAUCCCUGCAGUCAUAGUCACUGACCAUGGGGAAGACUGUGAAGGUCAAGCGGACAGUAAUAGCCUCAGCAUCAAUCCUUCUAACCUUUCUAGGAAAUUAUCUUCGUCUUCAGCGUCAUCUACGGGUUUCUCUUCUUCAUUUGAUGAAUCCGAGGAUGACGUAUCCAGCGAUCCUGAGAAAUCCGCAGAACACAGCACCCCGUUUCUUCAAACUAUCGAGCAAAAGCCAAGAGUGAGCAAAUCAUGGAGAAAAAUCAAGAACAUGGUGCAUUGGUCGCCCUUUGUUAUGUCCUUCAAGAAGAAAUAUCCGUGGGUGCAGCUGGCAGGACAUGCAGGUAGCUUCAAGGCCGCAGCCAAUGGUAAGAUCCUGAAGAAGCACUGCGACUGCGAGCAGCGGUGCCUGAGUCAGCUGAUGAACGACAUCCUGAAGCCUUAUGUUCCCGCUUAUCACGGGGACGUGCUGAAAGAUGGCGAGAAGUACAACCAGAUGGAAGACCUGCUCUCCGAAUUCGAAAGCCCCUCUGUCAUGGAUUGUAAGAUGGGUGUGAGGACUUACUUAGAGGAAGAGCUUACCAAAGCCAGGAAGAAGCCGAGCCUGAGGAAGGACAUGUACGCCAAGAUGAUCGAAGUCGACCCCAACGCCCCGACCGAAGAAGAGCACCAGCAAAGGGCCGUCACCAAACCCCGAUACAUGACAUGGAGGGAGACCAUCAGCUCCACCGCCACCCUGGGCUUCAGAAUCGAGGGCAUAAAGAAAGAAGAUGGGACCGUGAACAAGGACUUCAAAAAGACGAAAACGCGGGAACAAGUCAUGGCCGCCUUCAGAGAGUUUACAAAAUCUAAUGCUAACAUUCUAAAGUCUUACCUGAACCGUUUAGAAGAUAUAAGGAACAUAUUGGAACAGUCUUCGUUCUUUAAGACCCAUGAGGUCAUUGGAAGCUCCUUACUCUUCAUCCAUGACAAGAGGGAACAAGCCAAAGUCUGGAUGAUCGAUUUCGGAAAAACCACUCCGUUACUGGAAGGUCAAGAGCUGAACCACAGGAUAGCCUGGCUGGAGGGGAACCGGGAGGACGGCUACCUGUACGGACUGGAUAAUCUGAUCGACAUCCUCCGAGAGCUGGCCAACGAGACGCCCAUUAACAGAGCUGGCCAACGAGAAGGACGCCCAUUAACAGAACUGGCCAACGAGAAGGACGCCCAUUAACAGAGCUGGCCAACGAGAAGGACGUCCAUUAACAGAGCUGGCCAACGAGAAGGACGCCCAUUAACAGAGCUGGCCAACGAGAAGGACUCCCAUUAACAGAGCUGGCCAACAAGAAGGACGUCCAUUAACAGAGCUGGCCAACGAGAAGGACGCCCAUUAACAGAGCUGGCCAACGAGAAGGACGCCCAUUAACAGAGCUGGCCAACGAGAAGGACGUCCAUUAACAGAGCUGGCCAACGAGAAGGACGCCCAUUAACAGAGCUGGCCAACGAGAAGGACGCCCAUUAACAGAGCUGGCCAACGAGAAGGACGCCCAUUAACAGGGCCAGGUGGGGUUCCUCCUCCUUCCCGUAACUGACACUCCAUGAAUGCACUACAGGAAGUUUUUAAAGGGAUCACCCGCGUAUGGAUACUGGAAACCCGCAGUGACCCUCCUACUGUAACAACAUGGUCGCUGAAGACCUAUUUUUAUAUAUAUAUAUAUAUAUAUAUAUAUAUAUAUAUAUAUUGAU